Messenger RNA from Penicillium verhagenii, 2571 nucleotides. RefSeq lists its product as uncharacterized. Lineage: Eukaryota; Fungi; Ascomycota; Eurotiomycetes; Eurotiales; Aspergillaceae. Gene Ontology annotation, molecular function: lipid binding. Bases 1 to 2571 code for a protein of 856 amino acids. The transcript has 8 exons. The record is from RefSeq and is a predicted model, not a curated record.
AUGGCUGCCGUGAAUCGUCCCACUGAUACUAAGCAGAAGGAGCAGGAUAUUAACGCCAAGCUCCAACUGUUUGGAAUCUACCAUGCCUUCAAGAACAGCAAACUUCCCUCCAACAAGCAGUGCGAUAUUGCCUUGAAUAGUGCCCUUGCCUCCAAGGCCCUCUCAUCGCCACCGGCGGACCUUUCCGACGAUGGCAAAGUUCUCGUCAAGGACCUGCGUAACGUCAUCGAACAGGCCAAGCAAUUGCUGCUGACCAAGAACGAGGGCGAGCUCCUGCAAGACUUCAUCUGGCAAGCCCAGAAGAUUUCCGCCGGCGAUGCCAAGGCUCCCAACGUCCCUAUCUCAAAGGAGUCUGGCAAGCAGGACGGCGAGAGGACACUGCAGGGUCUCAAGACCUUGGGAACGCUCCUCAUUACCAAUGGAGAGUUCCGCAAAAUUCUGAGUGACGCAACUGUCUUGCUGCGUGAUAUCGCCGCCGAUGCCUCCCAAAAGGCUGCCAACCAGGUCCGCCCAUCGGAGGAUCAACUUGCCCAGAUUGAUACCCCCGCUGAGGAAAACGUAUGGCACGAGAAGCCCAACGUUAACAAGGACGAUCUGAAGAACCGCUUCAAGAAAAACAAGGGCGAAAAGGCAAGUGUAGCCUCCACUUCAGUUGUUGAGAACCCCGAAGUCGGCGAUGAUGCAUCUGUUUCCCCUUCGGAACAGAGCCGUACCAAGCAGUAUGCCAACAAGACCAAGGACUACCUCAAUGAUAAAAUCCCCAAGGAGCGUCGUGAGCAGACCAUCUGGCGCUUGAAGAAGAUGAUCAUUGAGAUCCAAGGCCACGCUGAUUACCAGCAAGCUAUUGAAACCCUACUUGAGCUAGCUGAGAAGUACGCUGGACACACCAAGACGGCCGGUACCCAGAGUGGCGGUGCUGUUAAGGAUGUCCGCGCUACCGACAGCGUCCAAGCUGUUGAGUACAACUUGCGCACCCUCAUCGAGCGCUUUGCCAACAACACCUCUCUGUCUGACUUCUUCGAGUCCCUGAACAACAUCUACCGUGAUGCUGACAAGGACCCUGAGCUUCGCGGUUGGUUCAAGAACAUUGACACUUACAUCCGCAAGUGCCUGCGCGAGCAAGGCUUCAUUAUGGAGGAUGAGGCCACCAGACAGUGGAAUGAGCUGUACGACAAGGGCCGCUACUUGAUCCGUGAGCGCUACCGCUCCCACAGCGACCGCAUCAUCGACGAGAUCAAGUUCCUCGCCGAUCAGUUUGAUAAGGAUCCCCGCAACAAGGCCUUGUCCGAGUCUAUUCAGACCCUCUUCAAGGAUCUGGGUCGUGAUUCUGGCGGCAAGGUUGUCUUCAAGAAGCACCUGCUCACCGAUCUCCGCGACAUCAUCCUGCCCGGAAUCUUCGAGAACGUCCGCUACGUUCCCAUUCCCCGUAUUGAGGUGUCCGACCCCACGGUUGAUGUUGUCAUUGAGAACCUCGUCAUUGAGAGUGACAACCUGAUGCCCAACGUGGUCGAGUUCGGCAGUGACAACUACUUCCGUUGGGGCCGCAAGAAGAUCUCCAACAAGCGUGACAACAAGAUCAUGAUCUCCGCCUCUGGUAUCCAGGCCGAUCUGCGCGACGUCAGCUACUACAUCAAGAAGAAGCAGGGCUUCCCCUCCAUCACCGACACCGGUAUCAUGGACAUCCUGCUCAGCGGCGACGGCUUCGGCUUCAAGAUUGCCGCCUCCACCGUCAACAAGGGUGACAAGCAGCACAUCGUCAAGCUGGACAAGGUCUCGGUCAACAUCAAGAACUUCGACAUCAAGCUGAAGAAAUCCAAGCACAAGGUCCUGUUCUCCACCUUCAAGCCCAUGCUCUUCCGCGUCGUCCGCCCCGCCCUCGAGAAGGUCGUCGAGGCCCAAAUCCGCGAAGCCUUCAACAAGGGUGACGCCUGGGCCAACGAGAUCUCCAUCGAAGCCAAGAAGGCCGCCGAGGCCGCCCGCGAGGACCCCGAGAACGCCCCAAGCAUGUUCUCCCGCUACGCCGACGCUAUCCGUGCGCGCAGCCAGGCCAAGGCCAAGCAGGCCGAGGCCGUCGUCAAGCGCGACACCAAGGUCCAGACCGUCAUGACCAUGCACGACUCCAUCUUCCCCGACGUCAAGCUGCCCGGCGGCGUCUCCACCAAGGCCACCGAGUACGCCGAUCUGGCCGCCAAGGGCGAGCGCUGGGAGUGCCCCAUCUUCAGCAUCGGCAGCGCCUCCGAGUCCACCGGUAUCGCUUCCGCCGGCCCCGUCACUCGCAAGCCCCACACCACUGCUGACGGCAAAGUCGGUGGAGCCACCAGCGGAGCCACUAGCGGCGUUGCUGGCGGAGUUGCUGGCGCCGUCGCUGGCGGUGCGGCGGGCAACGCUGCUGCGGCUGGAGCCUCGGGCUCUACUGCCCAUGCUACCUCUGGCACUAAGGUCGAUGGAUAUCCCUCGCGUGGAUUCUCGGAUGAGCUCGACCAGGCUUUCGUCAACGGCAAGGGUGUCAGUGACGUUAAGCACACUAACGGUGCCGCUCAGGUGGUUAACGGCUCGAUCGUUAAUCCUUAA